Messenger RNA from Xylaria bambusicola, 1140 nucleotides. RefSeq names its product pectin lyase fold/virulence factor. The transcript has 5 exons. Gene Ontology annotation, molecular function: pectate lyase activity. The record is from RefSeq and is a predicted model, not a curated record. NCBI's taxonomy places the organism in Eukaryota, Fungi, Ascomycota, Sordariomycetes, Xylariales, Xylariaceae. Bases 1 to 1140 code for a protein of 379 amino acids.
AUGCGAUCAAUCUGUUUUGCUUUCUUGGCCUCGGCAUUUGUUAGGUACGCCUCUGCAGUAGGUGUUACCGGCGCUGCAGAGGGCUUUGCUAAGGGGGUUACUGGAGGUGCAAGUGCUGCAUUAGUGUACCCGACAACAAACGCAGAGUUGGUGUCAUACCUCGGUGACUGCUCCCCUCGUGUCAUCAUUCUCACGAAGACUUUUGACUUCAGAGGCACAGAGGGCACAACUACCGAGACUGGCUGCGCUCCUUGGGGUACCGGCUCCGGUUGCCAGACCGCUAUCAACCAGAAUAAUUGGUGUACCAACUAUCAGCCAGGCGCACCUAAAGUCUCGGUUUCGUACGAUAAAGCUGCUACACUCGGAAUUACAGUGAAGAGUAACAAGUCACUUGUCGGCCAAGGCAGCAGCGGUGUCAUCAUCGGAAAGGGGCUGAGAAUUGUCAGUGGGGCAUCAAACGUAAUCAUUCAGAAUAUCAAGAUCACCAAUCUCAACCCCCAGUAUGUCUGGGGAGGCGACGCCAUUACCUUAGACAACACUGAUCUCGUAUGGAUCGACCAUGUCACGACCUCACUUAUUGGUCGCCAGCACAUUGUGCUGGGUAACAACCCUUCUAACCGAGUAACAAUCAGCAACAACUACAUUGAUGGACGAACCAGCUGGUCAGCUACCUGCGAUGGCUACCAUUACUGGAACCUGUACUUCACCGGCUCGAAUGACUUGGUGACCUUCAAGGGAAACUAUAUUCACCACAUCUCAGGUCGCGCCCCCAAGGUCGGAGGUAACACGCUUCUGCACGCCGUAAACAACUACUUCUACCAGAGCAGUGGGCACAUAUUUGAGGUUGACUCGGGUGCCAAGAUCCUUGCUGAAGGAAACGUGUUCCAGAAUGCCGGUAAGAUGGUCGACAACACAAUCUCCGGCCAGAUCUUUACCAGCCCUAGCCCCGGCGCGAACUCAGCUUGCUCAACAUAUCUUGGCCAUGCCUGCCAGUUGAAUGCUUACGGAAGUACAACAUCCUACACGGGCACAGAUACCAACUUCUUCCAAUAUUUCAAAGGGAAGAACAUCGCUGCAGCCGAUACAGCGUCUACCGCGCAGUCAAACGUUCCGAAUAAGGCCGGACAUGGCAAGAUCUGA